This is a messenger RNA of Zymoseptoria tritici IPO323, 183 nucleotides long. RefSeq lists its product as uncharacterized. The annotation marks the transcript as partial. The record is from RefSeq and is a predicted model, not a curated record. The transcript has a single exon. NCBI's taxonomy places the organism in Eukaryota, Fungi, Ascomycota, Dothideomycetes, Mycosphaerellales, Mycosphaerellaceae.
GCACUCGAAACGACUCAGGUGACCGAGGAGGACCUUGAAGGCGAAGACAACAGGUGCGGAAUGUGUCAUGAAGAUUACGCAGUUGGCGAAGAGUGGUCGAAGCUCCCGUGUACUCACAGAUUCCACAAGGACUGCGUGACACCGUGGCUAAACGAGUAUAGUCAGGAUGGGCGGUGUCCCUAC